AUGUCCACUGGCAAGGAAGUCAUCAUCAUCGGCGGGGGUGUAUCAGGGCUCGGCAUGGCCAUCCAGCUGAAGCGCCUCCUCGGCCACGACAACUUCACGCUGUAUGAGAAGUCGGACAACAUUGGCGGAACUUGGUGGCACAACAGGUACCCUGCCUGUGCCUGCGACAUCCCAAGCCACUUCUACUCAUAUAGCUUCGCUAUGAAGCCGGACUGGACGACGACGUACCCGGGACGCAAUGAGCUCCACGCCUACUUCUUUUCCGUGGCCGAGAAGUUCAACAUCCUGCCUCACUGUCGCUUCAACGUCAUGUGUACGAGCCUCACCUGGGACAACGACCGGGCCGUCUGGAUCUGCGAGUUCAAGAGCACCGUCACGGGUGAGACCUUCACCCGCGAAGCUCCUGUCGUGGUCAGCGCCAUAGGAACGCUGGACCGACCCUACGUGCCCGAGAUUGCAGGGAACGAAUCCUUCGAGGGCGAAGUUUUCCACAGCGCCAGAUGGAACCACGACGUCAACUUCAAGAACAAGAAUGUGGUUGUCCUUGGAAACGGGGCUUCUGCAACCCAGUUCGUCCCCGAGCUGGUCAAGGACGUCGGACCCAGCGGCAGCGUCACACAGCUGGUGAAGAGCGCGCACUGGUGGACCAAGCGGGGAAACCCAAAGUACUCGGAAACGUUCAAGGCCGUCAUGAAGUACGUCCCGCUCGCUGCGCGCGUGUAUCGCGUUUACCUGGCCUGGGAGCUGGAGAAGGUCUUCUUCUCGUUUCUCAUGACGCCCGGCGGCGCCCGCAUGAGGCAGAAGAUUCGCGGCGCCACGUACGAGUAUAUCGAGAAGGACGCGCCGGCGGAGUACCGCGACAUCCUCAAGCCCAACUACGAGCCCGGCUGCAAGCGACGGGUCAACACGGCGACGUACCUUGCCGCCCUGCACUCUCCCAAGAUGCACCUGGCCAAGGACUCGGCGGUCAAGCUUCAUCCUCGCCAUGUCGAGACGGCCAGCGGCAAACGUUACCCCGCGGACGUGCUUGUCUUCGCGACAGGCUUCCUGACCCAGAAGUGGCUGUACCCGCUGGAGAUCCGGGGCAUCGGGGGUCGCGAGAUCCACGACGUGUGGGACGGUGCCGGGGGCGCGGAGGCGUACAAGGGCACCCUUGUGACCGGGUUCCCCAACUUCUUCAUCCUGUAUGGGCCAAAUGCGGCCACCGGACAGCACUCGGUUAUCUUCCACUCCGAGUGCCAGAUCAACUUUUCGUGCCGUCUCCUGCGACCCGUCCUCCGGAGACGCUCGCCGGUUGACUCCAUCAUGCCCACGCCCAAGGCGCAGAGGCGCGAUCUCCAGUGGGUCCACGGCAAGGUCCAAGGACUCGUGUUCAACAGUGGUUGCCAGAGCUGGUGGAUGGACCCCGUCACGAAGAAGAACACCUUCAUCUACCCGGACCCCAUGUACAAGUACUGGCUCAGGACCAUCUUCCCCCGCUGGUCCGACUUUCGGAUCAGGGGACCCGCCGGCGAUCAGCAACAAAGUUCGGGUAUGGGCAAGGUUCUGGCUGCAUUCGUGGGUUUGGGGGCUGCUUUUGCCAUCUACAGCGCUGCUGUUGACUGGAAGCCGGCGGUCCAGUACGCGGCCCUGAUGAGCUCCCGGCUCAAGUGGGAGUAA
Molecule: messenger RNA, 1659 nt
Organism: Colletotrichum gloeosporioides
Lineage: Eukaryota; Fungi; Ascomycota; Sordariomycetes; Glomerellales; Glomerellaceae
Product: FAD-binding monooxygenase ktnD
Exons: 2
Coding region: 1-1659 (552 amino acids)
Molecular function (GO): N,N-dimethylaniline monooxygenase activity; NADP binding; flavin adenine dinucleotide binding
Source: RefSeq, a predicted model, not a curated record